Messenger RNA from Hirsutella rhossiliensis, 1698 nucleotides. RefSeq names its product MFS/sugar transport protein. Lineage: Eukaryota; Fungi; Ascomycota; Sordariomycetes; Hypocreales; Ophiocordycipitaceae. Gene Ontology annotation, molecular function: sucrose:proton symporter activity. Gene Ontology annotation, cellular component: membrane. The record is from RefSeq and is a predicted model, not a curated record. The transcript is spliced from 3 exons. The coding region runs from base 1 to 1698 and encodes 565 amino acids.
AUGGCUGCCUCGCCGCGAACCCAUGAUCCAUCGCACGAAGAUGACCCGGCGCCGGAACCCCGGCCGCUCUCCACGGAGCAGGUUCCCGACCGCAUGAGCGAGAACUCGCCUCUCCUCAGCAACGACGGUGACGAACACGCCGCACCCAGGCCCGUCGACGAAACGCAGACGACCAAGAGCCUGUGGUACAUGGCCAUGCUGACCCUCAGCAUCGGCGGCCUCCAGAUAGCGUGGUCCGUCGAGCUGUCCAACGGGUCGCCGUACCUGCUAUCGUUGGGGCUCAGCAAGUCGCUCAUGGCCCUGGUCUGGAUCGCCGGCCCCCUGACCGGAACCUUGGUCGUUCCCUACGUCGGCAUCUUGAGCGACAACUCCCGCCUUCCAUGGGGCAAGCGGAGGCCCUUUAUGGUCGGCGGCACAGUCGCCACCGUCGCUGCGCUGCUGUUUCUGGCCUGGGUCAAGGAUAUUGUCGCCGGCAUCCUCGCCGUCUUUGGCGCCGAUCCGGCCUCUGAAGGAGUGCGCGUGGCCGUCGUCGUUGCUGCUGUGCUCGGAAUCUAUAUUCUCGACAUUGCCAUCAACACGGAGCUCGCCAACUCCAUGGCCAGUCGCUUCACGGGGGUUGGGAAUAUCAUCGGGUACAUGGCUGGAUACGCCAACCUUCCCGCCCACCUCUGGUUUCUGGGCAAUACCCAGUUCAAGAUUCUCUGCGCCAUUGCGUCCGUUGCCUUGGCCCUGACCGUGGCUUUGAGCACCUCUAUCGUCCACGAGAGGGAUCCUCGGACAGAUGGCCUCCGGACCAGGCGGGUCUGUCAGGUGCAGUUCUGCGCCUGGGUCGGCUUCUUCCCUCUGCUUUUCUACACAUCGUCGUACAUUGGCGAGAUAUACAUCCAACCCUACCUGCGCGCCAAUCCAAACAUGACGCCCGAGGAGCUCGACGCCCUGUACGAGCAGGCAACACGGAUCGGGACCUUUGCGCUCCUCGUGAAUGCCGUCGUCAGCCUGUCGACCAACGUCUUCCUGCCUUUUUUCAUCGCGCCCACUUUUGACAGCCGGCCUGUCGCAGCCAAGGGCCGUCAAGAGGCGCCGCGCUCCCUCCUCGGGCUGCUGAGAAUACCGGGUUUCUCGCUCAAGCGGGCGUGGCUCGGCUCGCUGGUGCUUUUCGCCGGAGCCAUGUUCUGCACGCCCUUUGUCCGCUCCGUCGAGGCUGCGACGGUCUUGAUUGGAGUGGCAGGCAUCACUUGGGCCAUGGCCCUGUGGGCGCCGUGGGCCAUCAUCAGCGCCGAGAUUAGUCGGCGCGAUGCUCUCGACAGGGCUCGCAAGCUCGAGGCCAACAUGGCUCCCCGUCCUACGAAUCAGGCCGCCGCUUCUGGUGAGUCUUCUUGGAGCCCUGGCUCUGGAUCGGGGAGCGAUGAGCAGGAGAGCCCAGCGGAUACGGACCAGGCUGGCGUCAUCCUAGGCAUCCACAAUAUGGCUAUUGCCCUUCCCCAGAUCAUCGCGACGGUAGGGUCGAGCAUCAUCUUCAAGAUCUGGCAGAAGCCUCGCGGGACGCCGGGGGACCACAGCAUCGCCACGGUCAUGGCCCUUGGCGGGGUCUGCGUGCUGGCCUCGGUGGUCUUUGCGGCCAGAAUCAAGGACGACGCCUCGGCGGCGGUGGGCGAGGCUGCCGAUGAAGAAAGGGGUGGGGCAGUCCGCCGCUCAUAG